Molecule: messenger RNA, 6914 nt
Organism: Phasianus colchicus (ring-necked pheasant)
Lineage: Eukaryota; Metazoa; Chordata; Aves; Galliformes; Phasianidae
Gene: PAFAH2
Product: platelet activating factor acetylhydrolase 2
Molecular function (GO): 1-alkyl-2-acetylglycerophosphocholine esterase activity
Source: RefSeq, a predicted model, not a curated record
UCCCGGUGUGUAUCCGUGCCCUCACCCACCCCCGUAGCGCUGCCAUCACCGCGUCCCACGUGGGAGUGGGGCACCCUCGUCCCGCCUACCGGAGGGUUGCGGAGUGGCCGCGGUGUGGAGAUCUGGUGACAGGAGAAAGAGGAGGUUCGGGGGACGGCUGCUGACCGCAUCGCUGCGGUGCCAUGGGGGGGGAACAGUCGCUGGCAUUGCCCCCGGAGAAGGGACCUCACCGCGUGGGUUGCGCGGACGUCAUGGUGGGCCAUACGCAGCAGGGGCUCUUCUUCCGCCUCUUCUACCCCUGCGUGCCCCGGGAUGGGGCCGAGCGGCCGCUCUGGAUUCCUCGCUACGAGUACUGCAGCGGACUGGCUGAUUUCAGCGGCCACAGCCGGCGGUGGUGCGCUCCGCUGCUCAGCAUCGCCGUCGGCUCCUGCAGAGUGCCGCUGAGCUGGAAGGCACCUUUCAAACCCUGCAGCAGUGGGUACCCAUUGAUCAUCUUCUCACAUGGCUUGGGAGCCUUUCGCACUGUGUACUCAUCCAUCUGCAUGCAGAUGGCAUCCUGGGGCUUUGUGGUGGCUGCACUGGAGCACAGGGACAGUUCUGCUGCCAUGACCUAUUUCUGCACAGCAGAGGCUGUCCGGGAGCAGUGGAUCCCCCACCAGCAGGUGCCGCAGGGACAGAAGGAGUUUUAUUUUCGGAACAAUCAGGUUCAUCACAGAGCAAAUGAGUGUGCACGAGCGCUUCAGCUCUUCCGGGCCGUCAGCAGUGGUAAAUCCAUCCCCAACGUCCUUCCUCAGGGCUUCGACCUCUCUGUGUUGAAGGGCAGCAUUGACUUGGCUAAAGCAGCUGUCAUGGGCCAUUCAUUUGGUGGGGUGACAGCUGUGCUGGCCUUGGUGAAGGAAUCUGGGUUCAGGUGCGCAGUGGCCCUGGAUGCAUGGAUGUUCCCCCUGGAGAACAUGCUGUACCCUGAGGUGUCCAAGCCUGUGCUCUUCAUCAACACUGAGAAGUUCCAGACCCCUGAAAGUGUGGCCAAAAUGAAGAGGCUGAGCUCCAGGAACAGCCAGACAAAGAUCAUAACCAUCCUGGGAUCUGUGCACCAGAGCCAGACUGACUUUGCCUUCCUCACCGGGAAGCUCAUCCCCCGUGUCUUCAAUGCGAGGGGCAGCCUCGACCCCUACAAGUGCCUGGACAUCACCAGCCAGGCAGCUCUGGCCUUCCUGCACAGGCACCUUGAUGUGAGAGAGGAGUUUGCUCGAUGGGACCACCUCCUCGAAGGCAUCGGGGACUCCAUCAUUCCAGAAGCACCUUCCUGCCUCUCCAACCUGUAGCUUGCUGUUGGGAUCCAGCUGCUGGGAAUUCAGCUGCUCCUUGUCUAAAAUGUUUGGGGUCUGCCUCCAGAGGGUAGGAGGACCCCUGGGAGAGUGAGGCCUGCAGACUGUGCUUGCAAGAUGUGGCUGUGGUGUCCACCGUGCUUCCAGGAAGCCCUCCCUGCCUGAGAGCCUCUGGUGGCUGCUGGAGACUGCAGAGCUCAGGGAAUAAAACCCCUGGGGUCACAGACCUGAGUUUGCCUUGAUGACAGUGCCCUGCUUGCGUGCAUGGGGGGCACUGGGCCCUGUGUGCACUGCAGCAGUGGGGUUGCUGCAUGUUGGGGGGUUCAAGCAGUGAUCCAGCAUAAGGAAAGAUGCAAUGAGGGCUCUGAGCAUGGAGAUGGUAAAAUCUGAUCAGGGUGCUGACUGCAAGUGCAAAAUUUGGGGGAGAAAGAAAAAAAGAAGUGGCUGGUGGGUUGGCUGUGAGCAUCUUAGGGCAGGGCAGUGAGCAGGAUGCGGGCACAGGCACGUGUUGGGAAUGGGGCAGUUGAGGAGCAACUAGGGCACAAUCCUAGGGAAUACCAGAGAUGCUGUGACAAGGAGCCACCUUACACAGCACCCCCCCUCUCAGCUGUCCCCAAGCAGAAGCCCAGUGCUUCUGGAGCUGCACUGCUGGUGGCCCCACAGAUGUCCCCAAGCUCCCAUGGGCAGUGGGGCUGGGAUGCAGCAGGCACUGCAGGACACACUGCUCAGCAGCUGCUGCAUCGCUGAGUGGUGUCCAUCUGCUCCUCCUUUGUCCCCGCUGGGCAUGCACAUGGUGAGGGCAGUGUCAGCACAGUGCCACAGCUCCUGCACUGCAGGGAGAAAAGCCAUAGGUAUGGUUCAUAGCACUGCAUGCAGCUAGGAUGCCCUGGCUUGGGGUGUUGGGAGCUAUUCCUCAUCUGGUGACAGUGAAUUUGGGGGAAAGGGAGGGGAAUGGGGAGGGAGCAGCAUUCUUCCUCUGUUCUCAAUCUGUGCCACUGUGAUAGGCAAACCCUUUCCUUCUCCUCUCCUUUUAAUUGAGGAGGUAAGGAUGCUCUGGGGGAGAGAUGCAACAGCAGGAGGGCUUGUCUUCAUGCAAAGCAAGAAGUGGUGUGGACAAAGCUGCAAGACCUCAAUUCUUUUGGAGGUUCCAGAUACAUAUUUGUUAACUGAUUUAUGCCCUCUCUGGUGCUGGGAGUGUACUGGAGCAUCAUGCAGCACCAGGACCAAGGUAUUGAGGGUGAGGAGGAGACACUUGAGGUCACUGCCUGCAGAACCCAUGGGGGAACGCACCUCUGUGUCCUGCCUAACAGUGAGAGACAGUGACUGGUGCAGAAAUCAAGUCCCAUCUUCCUCCCAGAAUUAGCAGUGCUGUGAUGUGCUCUGACAUUGCAGGGAGUGGCUCAGCUCCGCGUGGUUGAGGGAGGCUAUAAAUUCUGCACGAGCCUUAUGUAAAGGCUCAGGGAGGAGGGGAGGGGGGGGGAUGAAGACUGUGGUUGGAGGGCAACUGCAAUAUGUUAACCCUUCGGUGUGUUGAAAGCUGCUCAUUUCCACCUCCAGUGCCAGCCUUAGGCUCAGUGUUUCUUCUUCCAAACCCAGCCCAGAUUCCCUCCCUUGGCAUCCUCCAUCCCUGUCCCCAUGCCAUGCUCCAGCCUGGAGGCCAGGAGCAGCGUGCACAGAAGCUGUGAUACAAAUCCCCAGGUGUAGCACAAGGCGGUGGUGCUCACCCUGCUGCUGGAUUGAUGCAUUGUAUUGCUGGACCUGGCUGGAAGGCUUUUUUUGGCAGGAAGCAGCAGUUAAGGGUUACCAUGAUCUGGGAGCUGCUCCAGCACCCAACUGCUAUCAGCUCUCGGUCACCCUGCCCUUACAUGUGGGGUUUGUGUCUAUAGGGUCCCGCUGGGGGACUUUGCUGCUCAAUGGGAGAUCAACCCCUCGUUGGGAGGGACUUGCUUCCAGCUGAGCUCAGCACUGUGCCUGCUCUGCUUCCAUAUUCCGACCGGUGGCUUAUCAAUAAAUAACCCAACAGCUGCCCAUUUGUAUUCCUCUCACAGCUGUGCUUUCAGCGUGGCCAGGGUGUGAAUGGGUGCAUUCCUCCAUCGCAGUGCAAGCUUUGCUUUCUGAAAGAUGCUGUUCCCAGGGUUGGGGCUGAGAUCGAGCAGCACAAACACAGCAGGCUCAGGGCUCUCCAUGCCUCCCUCCCAACACACACACACACCCCAGCCCAGCAAUAAGCACUGCUGCUCGAGAGCCGGCUUUGUUCCAUCGAAGCUUGCUGCUUGAUUUAAUUAAUUAAUGCAAAUUGAGCCUUGUGUUAAAGCCUCCUUUUAAUUACCGUAACAUCUAGUGGAGCGUGAUUCUUUUUCUUCCUUUUUUUUUUUUUUUUCCUUGUGUUUUUUUAAAGGAAUAGCAAAGCCUGGAUGUGCAGCACCCAACCUGCUUCCCAGCCAGCUCCUCUCUCCUCACAGCCCUUUGGUCGGUGAGUACACGCUGCUCUUCACCUUGCUCUGUUCUUUCCAUUGGCAAAUCAAAUCUUUACUCCGGGUGAAGUUCAAAGGAAAAAUCAACCUCCCUCAUGGCAGAAGCAAGUUGUUGUCCUCGUCGCUUCCAGGCUAUCUGGAGGGAGAAACAGGUAUUUUUUUUGUCAGUUUUCACUCUGAAGCCCCAUUGCAGCUGCAGCGAUGCUCUGCUGGCCCUGGAUGGGGCGAGAGAUGCUCCCUGAAUAACAGGAAAAAAAAAGGGAUGCAGGGAAACCGAGGCACUGGAGGAGGAAAAGGGCUGUGUGAGGUGUCUCUGGUUUCAGGCUGUACAAAACACGUUGGAAGGAUCAUCUGGGGUCAUUUGCCCUGAGUUUAGGAAGCACGGGCUGAGCUCAGACCUUGUGGGAUGGGGACCACAGGUGCUCCAUCAGCCCCAUCCUGGCUGACACGGGGCCUCAGGAUGCCUUUGUCUCCUCAAGUUAUAGCAGCUCUAACAACAUCCAGCACCCAAGGCCUGGGUUGGGUUUCUGGUUGUUUUUUUAUUUUAUUUUUAAUUAAAUGAAGCACUUAGGUUAGCAGUCACAAUGCAGGCAUGUCUCUCUGGGUAUCGAUUUUAGAGUACAGCAGCAGUUGGGUUUAUUGCAUAGAAGACAGCGAUGCCUUUUCAACCAGCAAGGCUGCCUUUGUUUGCCUGGUCUCACAGCUGUGAUGGAUGUGCCCAGUCUCUUUUUUUUUCUUUUAAUAUAUGUAUUGAUUAGGAGCUCAAAUUAGUGGGGGGGGGGGAAAAGGGAUCAGACAGCACUGAGCAAAUGUUAAGUGCAGGUAUUGUUUCCAUACUGAGCGAUUCCAGGCAGCCCACAGAGCCAGAGGGAUGGAGUGGGAAUUAACCCGUUUUGAAGCCAAAUAGAUGAUGGAGAUGGGAGAGAAUUACUAAUUGUCCUGAAGGGAUCUGGGGGCUGAAAGCAGCUCAUGGCUGGACUGCAGUGGAAAGAUGCUUUAAAAUGUGUGUGUGUGUAUACAUUUAAAUAUAUAUAUGUAUUUAGCUCACAAAACAGACAGGAAUGGUUUGUGUCCAUGGUAUCUGGCACAGAUCUCAUCCACAUACAGCACUGUGGUUCUGUGUGGGGCGAUGCUUCCUUACAGUGCCCAUUCAAAGGAAGGCACUGUAGGAUUUUCCCAGGCAGCAAAUCUCUGCAAGAAAUAAGUAAAAUCCAUCCCUGUAUGGCUCUGCAUUGAUUUUGUAAUUGAAUCUGCUUUGACAGCAAGCAGCCCGAAGCUCUGCAUUGAGUGUCAUUGCAGAGUUUGUUCCUAGUGAAAGCAGGCUCGCUCUGGAGUUGCUAUCAGCUCACCCACCCCAUCUGUUUGACACAGGGGAAGUCGUGCUCCUUUAAGAGGAUUUCCAUCCCUGAACUCCUCCCAUCACAACACUUCCAAGCUACAUUCUGUCGUGAAAGGGUGGGAGUAUUUUUAACCAUAUCUCACCAGGGAAGUAUUAAUAGCACAAUGGGCUUGCUGAGAUGCUGAGAGAGCUGAAACCAUAUUUUAAAUUCAAGAAACUAAUUAGGAACCAGGGAAUAAUUAGUGCUAUCCCCAGCUUUUCUUUCCCUCGCUUCAUUCGCAAAGAGCAAAAGCAAAUGUCUUUACUGGAAUCUUCCAUCUCUACUGAAUAUUUUAUGGCUUCUCUAUGCACCUCUCUUCCAUGUGGUUGUUGAAAACACGUUUCCUUUGCUCUAUCCCACCUGCAGCGACUGACUGUCACUUCUGAAAUGCAAUUAGAGCAUCUCACGUUGGCUCUCACACACAAAAACCAGCAUAAAGCCUUCCAUAGGGUUUCUCUGCAGCCCCUCUCCGUGGCUCUCACACCCUCAGCACUGGGCUGGGCGCAGGCAUCCUCAAAUAGCAAAGUUCUCAGUGCUCCAUAUGGGAAACACAGAUAGGAGCAGAUGGAGGAAAGCAUAAAGGAUGCUGAGAGUAAGGAGAACGGAGGAGACCUCCAGGACAGCUUUCACUGCACACAGACCCCUUCUAUCAGGCAGUUCCCAGCACUGCUGGUGUCAUGGAGGAAUCCACCAACCCUGGAAUGUUACCCAGUGUGAAGUCUCUGCUCUUUAUUAACAGCUGGACCCUUUCCCUCCUUCUUGCCUCUCCACAACCACCUCACCUGAUUGCCAGAAUCUCGAGGAACUCAGCUGUUGUGCUUUUUUCUUGCCCAGCCCCAUCACUCACUGCACCACUGCACCCUUCCCAGUGGGAUCAGGGAGGGAAUCGAAUGAAGCAAAUUCCAUUGAAUUUCCCAAAAAGCAAACCUGCAACAGAAUUCAGGUGCCUUGUCUGAUUGGAAAAAAGUCCAAUAGUUUCCAGCAGCACAUGGGGAAGUGCAAAAGGGUUUGCUGGAUGUUAGUGCAAAGGCUGGGAAACAGGGAAAGAGGAAACUUUGCAGCCUUUCUCUACCCCUGAGCACAAGUUUCUUUUAUUGCCAUCUCCUCUCGCAGGUUCUGAUUGACUUGGAUCAAGCAGAACAUUGGAUUUCUAGCUUUAGAACAUACAUUACUCAUGCAGUGACCAUUGCAAGUCUCAGAAAGUAUUUGCUGCUGACAUUUUUUACAAAGGUGCUUUAAAACAUUCUCCAACUAACGUACAGGAUGUCAGCCCAUCCACCACGUGGCACUUCAAUGCUCACAAAGCACGUUUUCUCACUGGAGAUUAAAUAUUUUUGCAAGUUAAAAGAGCUGCCGUGGGCUGAGUUGUCACCUAAUUAUGUCAGUCUCUUUGUGGAGUAUUUUGAUAAUCACAUCAGAGGGGGCUCUUUAAUCUUCGUGCUACAUCUAAUCAUGUCACGUCCCAAAUUUACACGGAUGGGGAGCUCUCUGGAUGAGCCCUUGGCUUUGCUGUUGCUCUGAGAGCAGAAUGCAGUGGUGGAAGGAGUCUGAGUGCUCCGUGCUCUUUUUAAACUGGAAUUCUAACAAACAGCUCUUAUUGGUGGUGAGGAGCCUGGGAGAUGAGCAGGACUGCAGCCACACAGCGCCAAGGUUUGCCAGGAGAAGAAUCUGCUUAGAAUCCCAGUAAAAGUGUUGAUAAACACCAAUCAAGUGUAAUAAAAGCUUUUCACAUC